AUGGGUUUUGAAAGAGUUGUUUUUGAAGCUUCACCAGAGAGAGAAAGCAAGAACCUGCUUGUUGGACCUCCUUCCAUGGCGACCAAUAAAGGAAGCAACCACUCAACUCAAGUAUUAUCAAAUUUAAACCAACAAGAAGAACAACUACUACAACUGCACCACCAGAGUCAACAGCUUCAAGAACAUCAUAAUCAUCAGCAACACAAUCAGAUGUCUUUUGGAAUGAUGCAAUCACCUUUAUCAUCCUCAACCAUUCCUGGAAGCUUCAUAAUAAAAGAUGCUCUCUCUCUCUCCGGGCUUUGGACUAAUCAUUUGGGGGGAUUCAUGUGUGCAGAAAAUUCUGGGAUGAGGCCACCAACUUUGAACAUUUUUCCUUCUCAGCCCAUGCAUGUAGAGCCAAUAUCAACAAAGGGAAGCAGUGGAUUAGUUCCUCCAGCUACAAGUGGUUCAAAGAGACCAUCUGAGCCGUCCAUGGAGCUCCAAACCACAAAAAAUGAUGUUGCUUCUGGGCCUGAACCAGCCAAGGCCGUCAAGCGUGAGGGAAACCGCAAAGGUGCAACAUCAAGUUCAGAGCAGGAAGGACCCAAAACACCAGACCCUAAGGCCUAUGUUCAGCAACUAGAGACAAGUAGGAUCAAGCUUACUCAGUUGGAACAAGAAAUACAAAGAGCUAGAUCUCAGGGUUUUUACUUUAAUGGAGGUGCUGUUGUGGGAGGAGGAGACCAAGGUCUUCCUGUUCCUAUGGGCAACUUAAGCUCGGAUGCUGCAGUUUUCGACAUGGAGUAUGCAAGAUGGCUGGAAGAACACCAUCAGAUCAUGUGCGAGCUCCGAGCGGCUGUACAAGAGCAUUUGCCGGAGAACGAGUUACGGCUAUUUGUGGACAACGGCUUAGCACAUUAUGAUGAGAUGAUGAACCUGAAAAGUAUGGUCGCCAAAUCCGAUGUGUUUCAUCUUGUUUCUGGCAUGUGGAAGACUCCGGCAGAGCGAUGCUUCAUGUGGAUGGGAGACUUCCGGCCAUCUGAGCUCAUCAAGAUUAUUCUAAACCAAAUUGAGCCAUUAUCGGAACAACAGCUCUUGGGCAUCUGUGGAUUGCAACAAUCGACACAGGAGGCCGAAGAAGCUCUAUCUCAAGGCCUUGAUGCUCUGAAUCAAUCUCUCUCAGACACCAUUGCUUCUGAUUCACUGAGCUGCCCUCCAAACAUGGCCAACUACAUGGGCCAAAUGGCCAUAGCCAUGAACAAGCUCUCCACCGUAGAAGGUUUUGUCAGACAGGCAGAUAAUCUGAGGCACCAAACACUUCAUCGGCUGCAUCAAAUCCUGACGACCCGUCAAGCAGCAAGAUGUUUUCUGGCGAUCGGCGAGUAUUUCCACCGCCUCAGGGCUCUUAGCUCUCUCUGGUUGGCACGUCCACCACAGGAAUGA
Molecule: messenger RNA, 1422 nt
Organism: Ilex paraguariensis (yerba mate)
Lineage: Eukaryota; Viridiplantae; Streptophyta; Magnoliopsida; Aquifoliales; Aquifoliaceae
Source: the annotation of a GenBank genome assembly